CGAGUUAUUUUAGCGUGCCAAUUUAGGUUUUGCGUGCGUUUUGAUUGCAAACAUUUUUCCGCAAUUUUUUAUGAAAUUUCGUUGAAAUAAUGUUGUAAAAUUAGUUGAAAACUGUUGGAAAUAUAAAUCGCGUAGUGAACUAAACCCGCGAAGAGAAAAUAUGUUGAAAACGGUGUGAUUUGUUAGUUUUUUUUUGUGAUCCAAAAAGUUUGUCCAAACAACAUGAAGAUCUUGCAACCUGCUUGGGUUCACCACGAUGAAAAGGCCAUAUUUUCCAUCGACAUCCACCCGGGCGGCGAGAAAUUCGCCACCGGUGGCCAGGGCAACGAUUCCGGCCGGGUCGUGAUCUGGAACAUGGCGCCGGUGAUCAGCGAGGAGGCGGAGAAGAACAAACAGAUCCCGCGGAUGUUGUGCCAGAUGGACAAUCAUCUGGCGUGUGUUAACUGUGUGCGCUGGAGCGGAAGCGGCACGAUGCUAGCGUCCUGUGCGGACGAUAAGCUGAUCAUGAUUUGGAAGAAGACAGCCGGGGGUGGAAGUGCGUUCGGAUCGGCCAAGACGGCGGAACACUGGCGGUGCAUUGCUACGCUGCGGGGACACUCGGGGGAUGUGCUGGACUUGGCGUGGUCCCCGCAGGAUCAGUACAUUGCGAGCAGUAGCGUGGACAAUACGGUCAUCAUUUGGGACGCAAAGGAGUUUCCGUCGAUUCUGCAGGUGAUGAAGGGUCACACGGGACUGGUCAAAGGAGUGGCGUGGGAUCCUGUGGGGAAGUUUGUGGCGUCGCAGAGCGAUGACAAAACGUUGAAGAUCUGGAAGACGUCCAAUUUUUCCCUGUUCAAAACGGUGACGGAACCCUUCGAGGAAUGCGGUGGAACGACUCACAUCUUGAGGUUGUCCUGGUCUCCGGAUGGACAGUACCUGGUGUCUGCUCAUGCCAUGAACGGAGGAGGACCCACGGCGCAGAUCAUUGAACGAGAUGGCUGGAAGUGCGAUAAGGAUUUCGUUGGUCAUCGGAAGGCGGUCACUUGCGUCCGGUUCCACAAUGCAAUUCUGCAAAGGAUGGCCCCUAAAACGAAUAAAUCCCAACAGUAUUGUUGUUUGGCCGUAGGGUCCCGGGACAAGAGUCUGUCGGUGUGGUUGACAGCCCUCCAGCGCCCACUUGUGGUCAUACAUGAUCUCUUCCAGGAUUCGAUCUUGGACCUCAGCUGGAGUCACAACGGAUACAUUCUUCUGGCCUGCAGUGGAGAUGGCCACGUGGCCUGUCUGCAGUUCAGUGCCGAAGAGCUGGGAACCCCGUUAUCCGAGGAAGACCGUAACAGUCUUUAUCAACGGAUGUACGGCAAGAAUAUCACAGUGGACCUGAACGGCCAAUCCGGGAAGGAUUCCCUAAUUGAAAAUGCGGAACUCCUAAAUGUGUCUCAGAGCAAACUAACCGCUCCGACUUUGAUUCCUCAACAACUACCCCCAAUACCAAGUCAGCUGCCCACAGUAAGCUCAAUCCCGCAGCCACUGCCCCAAUCCACCGUUUUAAAAUCUUCUACUAGUCAAGAGACCCAACGACCCAUCCUGAAGCAAAUCGAAACCAAGACUGCCGACGGAAAACGCCGAAUCACCCCCAUGUUCAUCCCCCUCAACGACGAAGCGGAAGUCCCAACCGCCGGAACCGGCCAGUUCUCCAGUAGCAGUGCCAGCAAAAGCUCCAUCAUGACCGUCGAAACACGGCCGGAGCCUCCCACGCCCUCAACUUCGAAAGCCAACGGAAUCGAUAUCGACAUCGAAGCUUUAACGGCCCAAACGGCCAAACUCGACAGCCGACUGAAGAAAGUGACGAAAAUCCCCCCGCCGGUCCGUGCCACAAUCCCUCCGGACCCGGAAAAACCAUCCACUCAGCACAGCCCGGAGCGGACUUCCAUAACCAUCCAUCCGGUCGUUUCCGGAAAGGCCACACCCAUCCAGGGCCCCUCCGUUAAAGCGCUGGGCGACUACCGGAUCCAGGUCGUAAAUGGUGCCGUCAAGACCGGAUACGGUCCCCUGUGUCGCGUAACGGUCAACCUUCUGAGUCUGCCCCGCCCGGACAAGAAGCUCUGGGACACGGUCAUCGGAUCGCCGGUUUCCAGCUUUGCGGUGUCGAAAAAGUACGUGCUGCUGGCCAGCAUGGACGGAAGCAUCCGGUUUCUGGACAUUUUGAACGGGUCGCCGGUGCUACCCGUCAUGAGCAUGACCAGUCCGGUCAUUCAUAGUACUUUUAGUUCCGACUGUCGACUGGGAGCGAUUCUGACGGAGAACUGUACGUUGCGGGUGUGGGAUCUGAAUGAGCAGAGCAUCUUCCUGAACGGGAGCUGCCAGGACAUCAUGGGAACAAGUUUCGCUACCCUUCUACAUGUAUCGGAUCAGGGUGUUCCAUUUAUCAUUCUGUCGAACGGAUCGUCGUUUACCUACAGCAAAAAGCUGGAAAGCUGGCUCAUAACUAACUCAAUGGAUCCGAUAAUGCGCCAUGGUCUGAUGACCACCAAAGUGGGCGCUGUGGCGCGCAACUUGAAAGCAUUCCCACUGACCACGGUGCAGUCAUUUUCCAACUUCCAACCCCUGAACGCCAGGAGCUUCUUGGAUAAUCCUAACGUAGCCUGGCAGUUUGAGGCCAUGCUGGUAUUCGUGGAGAACCAGAUCAAAAUAGCCGAAACGAUCAAUUCCCCGACUGAAAUGAAACACUGGUACCUAAUGCUGGGCUACCAGCUAGCCCAGCACGGUACCGAAACGAAAAUCCGCCAAGUCCUAGACGGUCUGCUCGGAUCUCCGUUCCACUCUGGGUCCGAUUCGUCCAUUCUGGGAAUUCCCAAGCACACGUUGCUGGAGGAAAUCCUAUCGCAGCUCAGGCUGCAACCCAAGUGGCAGCGAAUCUACAUGGAGUACUCGGACCAGCUCAAACGGAGACCCCAAAGUCAGUCCAGCAUCGACGAUGUGGUAAUGAAACCGCUUGGCGACGGUCAGAUCGAGAAGCUGAAGCCCCUAAAUUUGGAGCUGUUGGCUGACGAAACUUAAACAUUCACUAACUCGCAGUGCGACAUCGAAGACAUGUGUUAAGUAUCAUACGUCUAUAAACAGGUAAUUCAUUUUUUUACAAUUUGUUUCACGUUUGUUUUUGGUUUUAAUGA
Messenger RNA from Aedes albopictus (Asian tiger mosquito), 3149 nucleotides. RefSeq names its product protein HIRA homolog (gene Hira). The transcript is spliced from 6 exons. Gene Ontology annotation, biological process: chromatin remodeling; DNA-templated transcription; regulation of DNA-templated transcription. The coding region runs from base 223 to 3036 and encodes 937 amino acids. Gene Ontology annotation, molecular function: protein binding; nucleosome binding. The record is from RefSeq and is a predicted model, not a curated record. NCBI's taxonomy places the organism in Eukaryota, Metazoa, Arthropoda, Insecta, Diptera, Culicidae. Gene Ontology annotation, cellular component: nucleus; chromatin; HIR complex.